AUGUCGAUAUUCAAGUCUCUUUUCGGAGGGAAGAAUAAAGAGACGAUCACACCACAAGAUGCUAUUCAGAAAUUAAGUGAAGUGCAGGAAAUGUUGAUGAAAAAGUCAGCAUUCCUGGAAAAGAAAAUUGACGGAGAGUUGGCUACAGCUAAAAAGAACGGAACGAAGAACAAAAGAGACCAUGCAUGUGCAUUACAUACCAACCGUAAAAUUCCUAAUUAUACACAAUAUGACCCACAUUUCGGGGGAUUGUCCAUACAAUCAAAUUCAACCAAUGCCUGA
Messenger RNA from Pecten maximus, 282 nucleotides. RefSeq names its product charged multivesicular body protein 4c-like. The record is from RefSeq and is a predicted model, not a curated record. NCBI's taxonomy places the organism in Eukaryota, Metazoa, Mollusca, Bivalvia, Pectinida, Pectinidae. The transcript is spliced from 2 exons. The coding region runs from base 1 to 282 and encodes 93 amino acids.